UGCGCCCGGCGGCCUGGCGGCGGUGGUGAAAAAUGUCCCCAGGCUAGGUAUCCUGCUUGUCUCCGGUGCGGUGCGCCGGUUGGCGUCCGGGUCGCGGCGGGCCCAGGAGCCUUCUCUAGGAGGGGCAGCAGGGAGGGAGAAAUGGCCACAGGGUUGCUCCCAGCCCAAGCUCAGGAGUCUGUGACAUUCAGGGACGUGGCUGUGUUCUUCAGCCAGGACGAGUGGCUGCGCCUGGACUCCGCACAGAGAACCCUGUACCGAGAGGUGAUGCUGGAGAACUACGGCACCCUUGUCUCGCUGGGAAUCCUAUUUUCCAAACCAAAGGUCAUCUUCCAGUUGCAGCAAGGGGAAGACCCCUGGAUGGUGGAAAAUGGAGUUUCUCAAGGCCCAUGUGUAGGAUGGGAACGCUUAUUUGAAACUACAGUUUCUGAAGAAGAAAAUCAGGAAGUAAUGAAUAAACUCCUAGGGGACGGUCCUUUUGACUUCAAGUUGGGGAAAGCCUACAUAAAUGAGGACAAGCUAGGGAGGCAACAAGGCAAAAAGAACAAACCUUUCAGGAAAGUCUUAAUCACCAUCAAAAACACCUACAUGAGGGAGAGGAGCUUUGCGAGUAUUGAGCUUGGGAAAAAUCUCAGUCUGAAAUCACCCCUUAUUAGAAAACCCAGACUUGUUUCCAGAGGAAGGAAACCCCAUUCCCAGCAGUAUUCAGUUCUGUUUAAACAAUUGGGAGUCAAUACGGUGCGCAGAUGUUACAAAUGUAACAUCUGUGGGAAAAUCUUCCUCCACAGUUCUUCCCUGAGUAAACACCAGAGAAUCCAUACUGGAGAGAAGCUCUACAAAUGCAAGGAAUGUCGGAAAGCUUUCAGCCAAAGCUCUUCUCUCACUCAGCACCUGAGAGUUCACACAGGAGAGAAACCUUACAUCUGCGGCGAAUGUGGGAAAGCCUUCAGUUUCACCACGUCUCUCAUUGGACAUCAGAGGAUGCAUACUGGAGAGAGACCCUAUAAAUGUAACGAGUGUGGCAAAACAUUUAAAGGAAGCUCAUCCCUGAAUAAUCACCAACGAAUUCAUACUGGAGAAAAGCCCUAUAAAUGUAACGAGUGUGGGAGAGCCUUUAGCCAGUGCUCAUCUCUUAUUCAGCAUCACAGGAUUCAUACUGGAGAGAAACCCUAUGAAUGUAGUCAGUGUGGGAAAGCCUUUACUUCAAUAUCGCGGCUAAGUAGACACCAUAGAAUUCAUACUGGAGAGAAACCCUUUAAUUGUAAUGAGUGUGGGAAAGUAUUCAGUUACCACUCAGCCCUUAUCAUACAUCAGAGAAUUCACACUGGGGAGAAACCUUAUGCAUGUAAAGAAUGUGGGAAAGCCUUUAGCCAAAGCUCUGCUCUGAUACAGCAUCAAAGAAUUCAUACAGGAGAAAAACCCUAUAAAUGCAAUGAAUGUGGGAAGGCCUUCUCAUGGAUUUCCCGGCUUAAUAUACACAACAGAAUCCAUACUGGAGAGAAACCGUAUAACUGUAAAGAAUGUGGAAAAGCCUUCAGUUCCCACUCAGCAGUUAAUACUCAUCGGAAAAUUCACACUGGAGAGAAACCUUAUAAGUGUAAUGACUGUGAAAAAGCUUUCAACCAAAGCUCAGCUCUCAUUCAGCACCAGAGAAUUCACACUGGAGAGAAACCCUUUAACUGUAAAGUAUGUGGGAAAGCCUUCCGACAAAGUUCAUCCCUUAUGACACAUAUGAGGAUUCAUACAGGAGAAAAGCCUUAUAAAUGUAAAGAAUGUGGGAAGGCUUUUAGUCAGAGCUCAUCCCUUACCAAUCAUCAGAGGACUCACACUGGAGAAAAACUAUAAAUAAAACACAUGUGGAAAGUCUUCCAACUGAAGUUCAUUUUGUACUCAAUUUCAAAAAAACUCGUCCUGGGCAGAAAGUGAUGAAGAGUAGUUAAUUGUGAGUUAAACUUCAGAAUGUAGACCUCCUCAGACAUCAGAGACUUCAUGAUGCAGGUAACGUUAAGUGUAUUAGGAAAGCUACUAUGAAAUGUUUUCAUAGUUUUUAAGUUAUCAUGGCUAUAAGAUAGAGAAUGUGUAAGAUUCUUCUAUCUUGUUCCUGGUGACAUGUGAUAAGAGCCCCCAGCUUUCGCAAGCAUUACCGGGAAGCCUGUUGAUUUAUGUAAAAGUGCAGCCAUAAAAUCCAGACUUUAGAUUAAUCUAGGAAUCUAUUUUUUGAAAUGACAUUUGAGUGUUAUGCAAGCCAGUUAUACUAAGAAGAAUGUUUUGGAGAAGAAAUAUAAGCAGGUGACCUGUAGCUACCUCACUGUCGCUAAAAUAUGUUCUUUAAUAGUUUAAAGGCAAAACGUGUACUUGGUGGUUGUGAAAACUUUUUGGGUUAUUUCUUCUUUGCUUUCCAAGCCAUUUACCUGAAAAGAAAAUCACUCUGUAAACUCUGCAGGCACAUGGUCCUGUGUUUUCUCCCCAACAACUUGUUCCCAGCUCUGAAGCAGAUCUAAACUUUAUUUUAAAUCACAGAAUGCAUGGUAUUUCACUUGGUUUUAUCACAAAGUGAUUACCUUUGCUGCGUGAGGUUGAGAAUUAAAGGUUAUUCAGAGAACUACUGCUUUUGCGAGUUACUCCACUGAUAAAUGUGAGUGAUGAUCUUACAGUAUAAGAUGGGAGCGUGCCUCCUGGAACCCAGGCUGUGCCUCCUUCAUUAAGCUCUCUGGUUACCAUCCAGAAAGGCCCAGGAAGAAUGUGGAUCACCAUUCAUCCUAGCUGAGGUAAAGUGAACCAGGUAUUUUCACUUCCUCCCACACUCUGAGGGCCACAAGAUAGAAAAUCAGACUCUUAAGUUCAGUAAAUGGGCUGUUAGAUUCUUCAACAAGUUAGCACAUUUCUACAUUUCUAAAAUGUGAAUAAUAAUUCUGGCAAGGUAAAAACAGUUAUCUCCCAAGUCAGACUAAAAUUGUUGAACUUUACAGAAGCAACAUCCUCUAGUGUUGUCCAGUAUCAACUGGAGUGGGCAAGCACUUAAGGACUGAACUACCUAUUUUAUUAAAACAAAGGGGGGGGAUAGUUUCUUUUUCUUUGUCAAAUAGUUAAAAAAAUUACCUCAGAAAAGGUACUAUUGGGGAUAGGGACUGAGCUCAAGCCAAAAAUCAUUGAAUUCAAUGUUUGCUUCCUGGGACCAACUAAUCAGUUUUACUGUUCCAGACUCAUGAGGAACAAACUUUUCUGAGUCAUGUAAUCUUCCACUGCAGUACCUCUUUCCUCACAACCAUUUUUUUAAAUUCUCUAAUUUCUGGGAAAAUUCUAGGAAAACAUAACUUCACUGUCUUUGUCCAGUUAGGUUGCCAUGAUAAAAUACCACAGCCUGGGUGGGUUCUAAACUACCGAAAUUUAAUUUCUUACAGUUCUGGAGGCCAGGAAGUCCAAGAUCAUGGCUUCUACAUGGGUGUGUUCUUGUGAGGAUCCUCUUCCUGGUUCCUAGCCAGCGCCUUCUUGGAUCCUCACAUGGUGGAAGGGGCGAGGGAGCUCUCAGGCCUCUAAUGAGGACACUAAUCAAAUUCAUGAGGCUCUAUCUGUCCUCAUUAUAGUCACCUCCAAAGGCCCCACCUCCUAAUACUAUCACCUCUAGGGGUAGGGUUUCAACAAGAAUUUUGAAGGGGCACAUGUUUAGAUCAUCAUACCUCCCAGUAACAGUAUAGUCCUAAAAAUAAUCCCUCCAAAUAAAUCUGAAUAAAGUUACACAAAGAAAAUAUCAGGCCAGUUAUUUUUACAUUGAAGUCUCUCAAACUUGCGGGUAACAGGCUAUUUGAGUCUGAUGUGGGAUCAUCCAGAGGUGAUCGUGUACAUGCACAAUGAUUCCAGGUUAAUCUGACAAUAUAAUCUACCAAGAUCUGAGAAGGAAAGUA
This is a messenger RNA of Mustela erminea (ermine), 3902 nucleotides long. RefSeq names its product zinc finger protein 879 (gene ZNF879). Gene Ontology annotation, biological process: regulation of cytokine production; negative regulation of transcription by RNA polymerase II; regulation of immune system process. The record is from RefSeq and is a predicted model, not a curated record. The coding region runs from base 142 to 1845 and encodes 567 amino acids. Lineage: Eukaryota; Metazoa; Chordata; Mammalia; Carnivora; Mustelidae. The transcript is spliced from 5 exons.